CUCAUUCAUUCUUGCGGCCUGAUUCUCCUGACCACUUCAACACGCUCACAUCACAUCACAUCACAUCCUAAUCAACAAACCCCUACAGAAACGACACCAGACUGUGAACCCCCAAUAAUCACACGGGCAAUGAGGCUUAACUACCUCGCCUGAACCAACGCCCUCCCGUUCAAAUCAAACCAAACCACACCACCACCACCACCACCACCACCACCAAAAUGGCCUCCUCCACCCAACCUUUCGGCUCACGCUCCUACGCCGCCGGCAAACUGCCCGACCGCUCCCUCAACGCCGCCAACGCCCUCCCCUUCAGUGCGUCCUCCUUCUCGCGCCACCGCGGCCUCGCCGGCGGCGGUGGCAGCAGCAUCCCCAACCCCGGCGGCGUAGGCGCAGGGGACUUCAGCAACGACCCCAGCAGCAACAAGACAAACCACCCGCAAGCGCAGCACAGCCAUAUGCCCGGAGGACCUCCGGCGCCGCCCAUGCACGGACAAGACACGAACCCGUUGAGUCGAUUAACGGAGGAACAGCGGGAGGAGAUUAAUGAAGCUUUCACACUCUUCGACCUCGACCGCGACCGCCACCUCGACUACCACGAACUGCGCGUCGCCUUCCGAGCCCUGGGCUUCUCCCUCCCGAAACAAGAACUCAUCUCCCUCCUCACGACCUACGGCGUGCCGCGGCCACAAGUCCAGCAACAGCAGCAGCAGCAGCAACAACCACAAGCCGCCGGCCAAUCUGCUCAGCAAGCCGCCCAGCCUCAACCCCUCCAGAAAUCUUCAAGUACAAACCCCCAACACCCAUCCAACCUCCUCAUGCCCCUGUCCGCGUUCCAGGCGGUCACCGCCCUGAAGAUCCUGGAGCGCGAUCCGCGCGACGAGAUCCUGCGGGCGUUCGAGCUGUUCGACGAGGGCGGGAAGGGGUACAUCGAUCUGGAGGAUCUGCGGCGCGUGGCGCGGGAGCUGGGCGAGACCGGGCUCGAGGAGGAGGAGUUGCGCGCCAUGAUUGAGGAGUUUGAUUUGGAGGGGGUGGGCGGUGUUACGAAGGAGGCGUUUGUGAGUAUUUGUUGGCAGUAAGAGUAUAAAUU
Messenger RNA from Aspergillus uvarum CBS 121591, 1087 nucleotides. It is a transcript of the gene cdc31, whose product is annotated as putative cell division control protein Cdc31. The coding region runs from base 219 to 1076 and encodes 285 amino acids. NCBI's taxonomy places the organism in Eukaryota, Fungi, Ascomycota, Eurotiomycetes, Eurotiales, Aspergillaceae. The transcript is spliced from 2 exons. Gene Ontology annotation, biological process: spindle pole body duplication. Gene Ontology annotation, molecular function: calcium ion binding; microtubule binding. Gene Ontology annotation, cellular component: half bridge of spindle pole body; mitotic spindle pole body. The record is from RefSeq and is a predicted model, not a curated record.